Carcharodon carcharias (great white shark) is the source of this 847-nucleotide messenger RNA. RefSeq names its product paired like homeobox 2A (gene phox2a). Lineage: Eukaryota; Metazoa; Chordata; Chondrichthyes; Lamniformes; Lamnidae. The transcript has 3 exons. Gene Ontology annotation, molecular function: DNA-binding transcription factor activity, RNA polymerase II-specific; RNA polymerase II transcription regulatory region sequence-specific DNA binding. Gene Ontology annotation, biological process: regulation of transcription by RNA polymerase II. The coding region runs from base 1 to 831 and encodes 276 amino acids. The record is from RefSeq and is a predicted model, not a curated record.
AUGUAUAAAAUGGAUUACUCUUACCUGAAUUCGUACGACUCCUGCAUGGCGGCAAUGGAAGCUUCAGCCUACGCCGAUUUCAGCUCAUGCAGUCAGUCUAACAGCUUCCAGUACAACCCCAUCAGGUCCAGUUUCGGGACCGGGACCGGCCCGAUCUGUCCGACCCUGACACCUGCCAACUGUAGCCUGGGAGCCCUCCGAGACCAUCAGAGCACUCCGUACACCACAGUCCCGUACAAAUUCUUCACAGAUCAUGGUGGGAUUAAUGAGAAACGGAAGCAACGGAGAAUUCGGACAACCUUCACCAGCUCACAGCUGAAGGAGCUGGAGCGAGUGUUUGCUGAGACUCACUAUCCAGAUAUCUACACCAGGGAGGAACUGGCACUGAAAAUUGAUCUGACAGAGGCCAGGGUCCAGGUCUGGUUCCAGAACCGGCGCGCCAAAUUCCGGAAGCAGGAGAGAGCUGCCAACUCGAAAGGGAAUGGCAGCAAUCCACCUGGGAAGAAGGCUGACCUCCUGUCCGAAGAGGACGACUCCAAGGAGACCAAGUGCACGGACCCAGACAGCACAGCCAACCCCGCCUGCCCCUCUUCCUCCUCCUCCAACUCCUCCUCCUCCUCCUCCUCGGGCCCUAUCUCCAGCACCAGCCCCCAUGCCGUCAACAUGCCGAGUCCUAACAGUUCCCAGUCCAUCAAGGCCCCAGCCUGGCCAAGCAAUGACCUCCUGAAGGCCCAAGCUUGGCAGCCCAGCGACAGUAUGACGGGUCCGUUCGCCGGCGUGCUGUCCACCUUGCACAGAAAAUCCAACGUGCUCAAGCCUAACCUGUUUUAGAGAGAGAGAGAGAGAG